Molecule: messenger RNA, 1659 nt
Organism: Emiliania huxleyi CCMP1516
Lineage: Eukaryota; Haptophyta; Isochrysidales; Noelaerhabdaceae
Exons: 2
Coding region: 1-1659 (552 amino acids)
Molecular function (GO): protein binding
Source: RefSeq, a predicted model, not a curated record
AUGGCCAUGGCGUCGCGCUCCGGCAAGCGCGUCCGCACCGAGAGCGACGGCAACGGCGGCGAAGAGGGCGAGCCCGUGGCGGUCGCUGCCGGCUUCGAGGCGCCCAUCUUUGGCGCGCGCACCGUCGGCCAGGUCACCACGCUCGCGCUCGAGGGCAAGGACAGACCUCUGGCGUCACUCAGCCUGCGCGGCGUCGCAAGCGAUCACGCGGGCGGCUGGUACGUUGCGACUGGGGUCUCGGUGCUGCACGUCUCGUCGGCCGGGCGCGUGCGCACCGCGGCAACCAGCGAAGGCGGCUACCUCUUCGGCCUCACCAUCAGCCCGGACGGGAGCGCGCUGUUUGUGACAAACAUCAGCAACAACAAGAUCCAACGGGUGGAGGUGGCAACAGGUGCUGUGACGACGCUCGCGGGUAGCGGCGAAGAAGGCGAUGCAGACGGCGUCGGCGAUGCGGCGCAGUUCAAGAACCCAAUGGGCGCCGUAAUCAGCCCGGACGGGAGCGCGCUGUUUGUGGCGGACACACACAACCACAUGAUCCGUCGGGGGGAGGUGGCGACGGGCGCGGUGACUACGCUCGCGGGUAGCGGCGAAGAUGGCGACGCGGAUGGCGUCGGCGGCGCGGCGCAUUUCCGCGAACCACACAGCCUCGCCAUCAGCUCGGAUGGCAGCGCGCUGUUUGUGACCGACCACGGCAACAACAAGAUCCGUCGGGUGCAGGUGGCGACGGGCGCUGUGACGACGCUCGCAGGCAGCGGCGAGAGAGGCGAUGCAGACGGCGUGGGCGGUGCGGCGCAGUUCAACUCCCCAGCCGGCCUCGCCGCGAGCCUGGACGGCAGCGCGCUGUUUGUGGCGGACCUCUUCAACGAAAAGAUCCGGCGGGUGGAGGUGGCGACUGGCGCGGUGACUACGCUCGCAGGCAGCGGUCGCAGGCAGCGGCGCCUGGGCAGCGUCGAUGACGUGGGCGACGAGGCGCAGUUGCGACUCCCACGCGGCCUCGCCAUCAGCGCCGACGGCAGCACCGUUUUGGUUUGCUCGCAGAACGGUGGCAUCCGCCAGGUCCGCGUGGCUGCGCCUCCUCCGCCUCCCUCCUUCGCGCCGCUCGUUGUUCCGCCCUCCACCUUCUCCGCGGACAUGGGCAAAAUGUGGGGCGACGACGCUUUGCCGCAGGGAUUGGUCACCUUCCUGGUCGGCGACGACGAGGAGCGCGUCGAGCACGUCACAAAGGCCGCCCUCUGCGUGCGGUCCGUGUUCUUUCGGACGAUGUUUGGCAUCGGCAUGAAGGAGCGCGACGCCGCCGAGGUCACGGUGCUCGAAACGGACCUCGCCAGCUUCACCGCCCUCGUCCGCUACCUCCUCACCGACCAGCUCGACCUCGGCGAGGGGGAGGGCGAGCAGGCGCGGCGCGCGCUCGACCUGCGGCAGCUGGCGCAAAAGUACCAGGCGGCGCACACGACGGGCGACGGGCGGCUCCUCGCGCAGUGCCGCCGCUACGUGGCCGACCACGCCGCCGAGGUGCGCGCGAGCGGCGGCGUGGAGCAGCUGCGCAACAUGGGCGUGGCCAAGGGGCUGCUCGGCGACGCGCUCGACCAGGUGGCGGAGCUGAGGGGGGCCGUGGCGGCGCGUGACGCGGAGCUCGAGAAGAACCGCACGCAGAGCUGA